This is a messenger RNA of Lottia gigantea (owl limpet), 2205 nucleotides long. RefSeq lists its product as hypothetical. The coding region runs from base 1 to 2205 and encodes 734 amino acids. Gene Ontology annotation, cellular component: cytoplasm. The record is from RefSeq and is a predicted model, not a curated record. Gene Ontology annotation, molecular function: protein serine/threonine kinase activity; ATP binding. Lineage: Eukaryota; Metazoa; Mollusca; Gastropoda; Lottiidae. Gene Ontology annotation, biological process: protein phosphorylation. The transcript has 3 exons.
AUGAAGAAAUCUGAUGGAUUUCAACCAAGUUUAAUUCAACAAAAUCUUCAGUGCUUCAGCAGCCUAAGAUUAAAGGCAUUAAAGGUAAUGCAAAGUAAUGCACUGACUCGAUCUACAAUCAGUGGUUAUAGUUCUAAUCUGUUGCAAAAUACACAUCAAUACAGGAUCAUCAAUAACACGGGCUCGGGAGAUAUUCCUGCCAUUUCUCAAAUAACUGAUUGUCUCAUACCAUUAACCAAACUACGAACAGCUGUGGAAUAUCUCGACACUCCAACACAAAUGACUGGUAGAGUAUCUGUAUCAACAGAGACUCAAACUAUAUCAAGUGAGUUAGUUGAAGCUGCCACACAAACACUAUCCAAAUAUUCUGAAGCUGCAACACAGACCAGCUACAACUGGAUACCAACAGCUACUGAAGUGAGUGCCACUACAAUUUCGACUUCAAUUCAGACGUCAUCAACAGCCAACAGCAUGAAAACAUCACUAUCAGAUGCACCUGAUGCUUCAGGGCCGAAAUCUCCAGAUUCAGGUCUACACGCAUUCUCAGUCAAUAGCACAUCAACACAACAACAGAUAUCUGAAGAUAAAAUCAUGGUAAACUUCCAAAAGUUUAAAGAUGCUUUGGAUAGCAUGCAUGAAUCAUUGAAAACAUCUAUUGAACAACUAAAACAAGAUGUUGAUAGAUUUGCCAACUCUAGGUCAAUAGAAUAUAUUCGAUCAUCAUCUGAUUUAUUUGAUCCAGUUAAUAUUAAAUACAACACUCCUCUAGAUACAGAGGACUGGUAUUCUGCCAAGGAUGAUUUUUACAGCACGUCAACCAAUAACUACUCAUAUGACAAGUCAAAUGCUGAUACUCCAGAAUAUUUUUACUCCAUCACAGAUUCUUCUACUGACCUUUCAGCUACCAGUUCAUAUCAAACCCUUGGUUCAUAUGAUAAUGGAAAGUUGGAGUAUUUUUCCCAUGGUAGGUCAGAGUACUUUUCAUGCAGCUCUCCACAUGUAACUACAAGUUCAAAUGAUGAUGAAAAGUCGGAGUAUUUUUCCUUCAAAUCACCAUAUGUAUCUACAACUUCAUAUGCACACUACUAUUCGUUUGAUUCUGAUUACGAUUCCAGCUCAAAUCAACAAUUUUUAUCACCAACUGAUGCAAAUGAACACAGUAUUUCAUUACAGCAAAAUCGGGAUAUCAUUUCAUCUCAUCAUACCAGCGUUGAUGUUCACUAUGCUAACUCCAGUAACAACGAUACUAGUUCGUGUGAACACGACACAAUUAACAAUGAAGACUAUAGUAGUUUUGAAAAAGAGUUUGAUAUUCGGAACUUAGUUACUAUAAACAGUUUUGGUCAUUUUUCCCUAGAUAAUUCUACUAUGUUAUCUAUGUUUGGAUUCGAUCCGCGGAAUUCUCCAUUUGUUCCUUGUGGAUACAUUGAUAUAGGUCACUUACCAGAAACUUUAAACAGUAUAGUACUUCAGGAUAUUAAAAGAAGCGACAUAAGAUAUGAAAUAAAUGAUGAUAAUUCAUAUAAUGAAAUAGGAAGAGGAAGUUUUGGAGUUGUAUAUCUUGCCAGUAUGAAAAACAUAAAAAAUAAAGUGGUCAUCAAAGAAUUUCAUCAUCAUGGUGUAAGCUGGGAAGAUAUCGAACGAGAAGCUCAGAUAUUAUCAUACCUUAAAGGACAAGAUAUAACACCCAAUUUUCUUGGUGUUUUAACACCACGUAAAAAGUCUAGAAAUUACAGUCUAGUUCAAGAAUAUUACGGUCAUGGUAAUGUAGAAGAUAUUUAUCUGGAAUAUGAUUUGCCACCAGAUGCUUGGAUUAUUAUUUGUAAAAAUAUUUGUAAAAGUUUAUUCCAAAUUCAUUGUAAUCAUAUUCUGUUCAAUGAUUUAAAAUCAGACAAUAUUUUAGUUGACUUAAAUACUUUGGACAUUCGAUUUAUUGAUUUUGGUAUGGCAACAUUCAGGAAAGGUAUGCGAUUUGAAGGCUGUUCGGGAAGUCUAGGAGAGUAUCUAUUCUAUGCACCGGAAGUGAGAGAAGGAUGUUUCUCUACACCUCAAUCAGAUAUUUAUAGUCUUGGUUUUUUAUUUAAACAAAUCAUAAAACGUGCUAAUGUAUAUCAAUUAUUUCCAUUAUAUAAUUCUUGUACACAAAUUCAAGCGAUUUAUAGACCGACUCUACCAGAAAUAAUGGAAAUACUUGAUACAUUAUAG